AUGACAGAAAAACUGAAAAAUACGAUACAAAAAUAUAUGAAAACAAUAUUACUUGUUUUAAGUUGGUGUAUGUUGGGACUUUGUGGUGAAAUAAUUGGUCCAACAAUGACUAUUCUUGCACAUAAUAUACAAGUUACAUUUAAUGGUAUGGCAACAGUACUUGCAUCAGCAAGUGCUGGUGGUUUGAUAACAAAUAUUAUCUGUGGUAUUUUUCAAAAUUUUAUUAAUAAUUAUUCAGAAUUAAUGUUAACUACUGCCUUUUUUAUGUCAGCUUUACUUAUGUCUAUUAUCCCAUUUGUCAAUUCAUUAUUACCAAUGUGUAUAGUAUUUUUCCUACAGGGUGUUUCAGGAAGUUUGGCUAAUAUGGGAGGCACGAAUAUUCUUAUCACAAUGUGGAAAACUCGUGUUGCAACACCAUUAAACAUAGUUCAUUUAGGUUAUGGAUUUGGUGCUAUAUUUGCUAAUCUUCUUGUUCGUCCAUUUCUAAAUAAUGAACAAGAAAAUUCUCAAUUAUUCAAUAAAACUAUUCGAAUUCCUUAUAUAAUUACUGGAAUAUUAUGUUUUGUAAUUAGUAUUGGACAUUUCAUAUGUUUUAUACAAAAAUCUCUUCAAGAUGAAAUUCAAAAAGAUGUUCAGAUUGAUGAUACAAUUGUUGAGAAAAUAUCUUUACAAUGUGAUAAAGAAAAAGAUAAGAUAAAAUUUAGUCAAUAUUCACCUAAAACAUGUGGAAAUGGUUAUUUUAAAUAUGGUUUAAUACUUUCAUUAUUAUUUCUCAUGUAUAUAUUCUUUGUUAGUGGAACUGAUCAAAUAUUUGCUAAAUUUUAUUUUUCAUUUUUAAAAAAUGAUCAAUUUCAUAUAUCAACGAAUAAUGCUAGUUGGGCUAUUAUACUUUAUUGGUUUUCAUAUUCAAUGGGUCGUUUAAUUUUUGCUAUUUUGUCAAUAUUUUUACCAGUUUGUUUAUGUUUAACUAUUAGUUGGUGUGGAUGUUUAAUUCUUGCUAUAAUAUGGAAUAUUUAUGUAUGGGUUUUUGGUCUUACUAUUACAGGACUUUUUAUUCUUGGUGGUUUAACUGGACUUAUUAUUGCACCACUUUUUCCAUUAUCAUUUGCAUGGUUUACUCAAAAUCUAAAUGUUAUUACACCAUUACUUGCUGCACUUCUAUGUGCAUGUGGUUUAGGAUCAUUAGUAUUACAAAAGAUUGCGGGUAUUUUAAUGGAUGUUAAUCAAAAUCAUUUUCCAACUCUUCUAACAGGAUCUAUUAUUGUAACAAUGAUCUUAUAUAUUAUUUCAAAUGUGAUUAUAGUUUUUCAUAAACGAAAUAUAAAAACUAGACGAAAUUCAUUGAUUGACAAAGAAGAAGAACAACAACAAAAUAUGGAUGAUUAUUUGAAAGAUUAUAAUAAUAUACGAAAAAAUUCGAUUAUACUUUCAUUUUAA
Adineta steineri is the source of this 1437-nucleotide messenger RNA. NCBI's taxonomy places the organism in Eukaryota, Metazoa, Rotifera, Eurotatoria, Adinetida, Adinetidae. The record is from the annotation of a GenBank genome assembly.